Messenger RNA from Prorocentrum cordatum, 1146 nucleotides. Lineage: Eukaryota; Dinophyceae; Prorocentrales; Prorocentraceae. The record is from the annotation of a GenBank genome assembly.
CUUUGUGGACCCCGUCCAGGAGGCUUCAUAGUUCCUGGAGGUAGGAAACGGGUGUUGUGUAGAGGGGUGUGGUGCCAGUGUUCUGCACAGGGGGAUUUGGCGAUGUUAUCUACCCUAGAUACCAUCGCCGUCUCGACGAUUGGCACCACACCCUUUCAUGCCACACCCCUUGCCGACCUCCAAACAGUAGGGCGUCGGAUCUCGGGGCAGCCGCCCUCCACCGAUCUCGGCUAGGCCAAAACCUGGAGCCCCGGAGGCGGCCCCCGACCUUUGCGUCCUCCCCAGGAUGGGAUGCUCGUCCGUGAACGUGCUGGCAGCAGCGGCCGCCGUCGAGAAGCUGCAGGUUGGCUGCGAGAACUCCACGUACGCGUCGUCGCCGAUGGAGGGGCUCUUCACGCCCGAGCAGGUCGCGGACGUCAGGGAUCUCUACGUCAUGUUCACUGGCAGCCCGGACCGAGAGAUCGACCGCUCCGACUUCAUGAGGUUUACGAAGAUGCUCGGCCUCAGCCUGCCCGAGGAGGACGCGCACGCGCUGUUCAACCAGAUGGACAGCGGCAGGGGCCGCCACGAGGGCAACGGGCGGGUCGACUUUGAGGAGCUGAUGGCCUUCUUGCAGACGAUGGCGGUGCCGAUGUCCCUGCACGAGGAGCUGUCGGACGCGUUCGAGUUCAUGACGCUGGCCUCGGACGGGCCGUCGAAGGCGAAGAAGAAGAAGAGGAGCGACCCGAAGACGAAGACGAUCACGAAGAGGGAGCUCGCCGCCUCCAUGGAGUCCAUGGGCGAGAAGGUGACCGAGGCCGACUGCGCGGCCAUGAUCAGGGCCGUCACGGGCGGCCGCGACCUCGUGGACUUCGACACCUUCGCCCGGCUGUGCUCGCAGGGGCAGGGCUGAGCCGUGGCCCACCCUUGGCGGCCCAGCAGCACGAGCGAGAUGGCGGAGGCGACGAGUCCUCGGCGCCCAUGGAGUAGGGGUACGCACGCGUCGGGCUGCGCGCGCUGAGCUGAGUGGCGCACGCGGCCAGCAGCGCGAGUUUCCUUCAGUCGCCGAAGGCGGAGGGAAACGCAUCAUCCUUAUUGUUCCUCAUCAAUCCUCCUUCCAUCUCCUUGCCCCCCCCCCCCCUCGUUCUUCGCUCAUCCUCCUCCUCC